Molecule: messenger RNA, 2052 nt
Organism: Sorex fumeus (smoky shrew)
Lineage: Eukaryota; Metazoa; Chordata; Mammalia; Eulipotyphla; Soricidae
Gene: TPRN
Product: taperin
Exons: 4
Coding region: 62-1993 (643 amino acids)
Biological process (GO): sensory perception of sound; stereocilium maintenance; auditory receptor cell stereocilium organization
Cellular component (GO): stereocilium base
Molecular function (GO): phosphatase binding
Source: RefSeq, a predicted model, not a curated record
GCGCGGGCGCCGACGGCCGCACUUCCCGGCCCGCCGCGGCUCCGGCGGCCGCUGCUGCGGCAUGGCGAGCGUGGGGCGGCCCGCCUGGCAGCGGGAGCUGCUGGAGCGGCGGCGCGCGCGGCUGGCAGCCGAGGGACCGGGCCCGCUGCGCGACGGCGCGUGCGGGCGGCGCGCGGGCGCGGCGGGGGCGCGGCCGGCGCAGCAGCUACUGGAGCUGUACCGCCGCGUGCCGGCCGUGCGCACCCUCCGCGCCGAGAACAUCGUCAUCAUCGAGGCGGCGCCCGGCUCGCCGCCCCCCGUCGCACCGGGCCCCGCCGCUCGCCUCCGCGCCGCCGAGGUGGUGGUGUACGAGGCGCCGCCGGACCCCGGCCGCGUCAGCCGCCUGCUGCAGAAGUUCGACGCGCCCGCCCGCCCCGCCGAGCGCGCCCCGCGGCCCGCGCCCCCCGCCCCGCGCUCGGCCGAGCGCGCCCCGCGGCCCGCGCUCCCCGCCCCGCGCCCGGCCGAGCGCUCCCCGCGGCCCGCGCCCCCCAGCCCCGGCCCCGGCGCCCGGCACAGCGACUUCCUCCUCCGGACGGGCAGCAACACCUUCACCGUCCACCCCCGGGGCCUGCACCGCGCCCGCCCGCCGCCCCCCGGGCCCGCCGCCCCCGAGCCCCGGGCCGGCGCCGCCAACGGCCUGGACGGCUCGGCGCCAGAGCCGGCCGCGCGGAAGCCAAAGGUGGGGUCAGGAUCGCCCCCUCUCCACCGGACCCCCAGUGCCACGCCGGCCUCGCCCGCGCCCGGGCCCGCCAGUGCCACCCCCAGCCAGCGCCGAUGGGUCUCCGGGACCAGCAGCGCCAACGACUCUUUUGAGAUCCGGCCAGCCGCCAGGCCGGACCUGUGCACCGGCCCCGUCGGGGACCUUCAGGCCCGGGCCCCGGCUGGCCUGCGCGACGGCUCCAGGAACUCCUUCGUGUUGGUCCCCAAGCGCAAGGCGCCUGGAGCGGCCGCUCCCGAGGCCGGCGCGCCCGGAGGGCCAGGCCGGGGCACCGCCUGCCCGGAGUUUGGAGGAGCCAAUGGUGCCGGGAGCCCCUUGGGGCCGGAGGAGCUGGGCCGUGCCCGGCCAGCCACCGCCCUCGUGGACCAGGUUGUCCUGCGGCAGCCGCUGCCCUCUCCAUCUCCGUCCCCAGGGGCUCCUGCUGAACCCCAAGCUGCCCAGGGCGUCAGGGGCCCCGAGUGGUCCGAGAGUGGCAGGGAGCCAGGGCUGCCCGUCACCUUCAUCGACGAGGUGGACUCGGAGGAUGAGGCUCCCGUAGACGCCAAACUGCCCUCUUCAGGGGCUGUCACACCUCCUCAGUACCACCCGCAUCCCUGUGGGGCCGGGCACCGAGACGGCAGCACCUUCCUGGUAGUGCCCAAGAGGAACCCAGGAAGUGUGCAGGCCAGCGGGGAGCCCAGGGGCCCCGAAGCUGAGGGAGAGGAGAGUGCCCCCGGGGCCACGCUGAAGCCGCGGUAUCCCACCGUGCACGAGAUCGAGGUGGUCGGCGGGUACCUGUCCCUGCAGAGGUCCUGCCUUGCCAAGGCGGGCAGCUCCAGAAAGAAGAUGAAGAUCUCCUUCAACGACAAGAGUCUGCAGACCACAUUUGAAUACCCCUCUGAGAGCUCACUGGCACAGGAGGCCACAGAUGAUGAUGAUGAGGAGGAGGAGGAGGAGGAGGAGCAGCAGCAGCAAGAGCAGCCCUGCUUAGAUGGGGGUGUGGAGAAGCCCUUUAAGCUCUUCCUGCCCAGAGCCACGUUUGUGGGCAGCCUGGCUCCAGAGAGCCCCCUGCUGCCUGAUGGCACCUGCCUGUCCAGUUACACUCCCAAGCACUCUCUGGCCUUCAGCAAGUGGCAAGAGCCGGCACUGGAGCCAGCCCCGCGGCAGGUAGAAGCCCCACUGAAGGAGGUCAUGCUCACCCCAGCUGGCCAGGAUGACCUGUCAGAUUUCCGCAGUGAGCCAGCCCUCUACUUCUGAGCCUGCAUCCAGCUACAAGGCCAAGACAGCCUGGGGUGCAGAUCCUGCCUCCUUAACCU